Blepharisma stoltei is the source of this 624-nucleotide messenger RNA. NCBI's taxonomy places the organism in Eukaryota, Ciliophora, Heterotrichea, Heterotrichida, Blepharismidae. The record is from the annotation of a GenBank genome assembly.
AUGGGAAAUCAACUUACUCCCCCCCUCCGUGAGGAAUAAAAAAAAUUUUGUUCACUCACGGAGGGGGGUUAAUUUUUUUUUUUAAAAACAAUUUAUAUAUAAAUUUUAUAGAAAAUAUUUUUUUUCGAGAUUUAAAAUAUCCUAAUUCUCAAAAAAAAAUUGGAAAGCAAAUAUUAAUUUAAUUUGUAAAAUUUAUGUUUAAAAGCAAUUUGUUUAAAAUUAAACAGAAUUACCACUAGAUUUCAUUAUACUAAUUUAUCACUUAUAUAUCAAAAUUUUUUUCCAUAAAAUUUUUUUCUAUUAAAAAAAUUUUUGUUUACUAUGAAGGAGGGUUUUUUUGGCAAAAACAUAGGGAUUUUUCUAAUGGUUUUGUUCACCUCAUGGAGGGGGGGAGUUAGAUUGCUUGAUUUUAAACUAAGUUCAACUAAAGAGGCCUUAAAUCAUGAAUUAAAGAGCAAUCUUGCUGGGCCCAAUCAAAAUUCUAAGAAUUGAUUAUUAAGCUAUGAACAGCUUUGAGCCAAGAGAUCUGCGCUUUUAAGCAGGCCUAAUGAUCAUAAUACAGAAGAUGAUUUUCGAAGAACUUGCUUAUCUUACAAAAAAAUUCUAUUUCAAGUCCACAAUUAA